AUGAAGAGCGGCUAUCGCAUUGCACUCUCUCUCUCCUUAAUCGUCUGCAUCCCCGCAUACUUUCUGCUCGCUCAUUUCGCAGACCUCUCCGAUCAGUAUCACGCUGGCGUCUACCUGAUCGACUGGCUAAGCAGCAAAGAUACCCACCUAGACAAAUGGGCUGCCUACAAUGGAACUAUCAGGGACAAGGUGGUUGUCAUGGCAAGGCUCGAAGAGGAGCCUGUACACUGGGUCCAUGACGAACUUCCAGAUUGGCAACGCGCCAUUUAUACAGUAAAUCCAUCCGCGGACACAGUCACCGAUAGCAACCGCCUCAAGACACCACGCAACAAAGGCCACGAGUCAAUGGCCUACCUUACCUACUUAAUAGACUAUUACGACAACCUCCCAUCCACAAUCGCCUUCGUCCACUCCCAUCGCUCGGGGUUCCUCAUGGCCUGGCACGUUGAUGCUCCAAUGCACGAUAAUGUCGCCGCUCUGCGCUCAUUGCAGCUCGAUUUCGUCCAGCGCAACGGCUACGUCAAUCUCCGGUGCAACCAAAACCCUGGCUGCGGCGCCCCCGAUAAACCAAAUGGACACGUCACUGAGGAUGUUUGGACGGAAAUAUUUGAAGGAACUAGCACGCCGCCUCUAAACUCAACUACAAGUCCAAGUUCACUCGACGAAGACGACGAAUACAGCCACGAUCACCACGAAAAGAAAUCGAAAUACCUCCAAAUGCCCACCUCAGUCGCAGCAGCAUGUUGCGCACAGUUCGCCGUAUCGCGAGACCAGGUCCUCCAGCGACCGAAGGAAGAUUACAUCAAGAUCAGACAGUGGGUGAUCGAUACCGAUAAAAACGACGCCGCUAGCGGUCGGGUUAUGGAGUAUAUCUGGCACGUUAUCUUUGGCAAAGACUCUGUAUACUGUCCUGACCAGGAACUUUGCUAUUGCCAGGUAUACGGGCAAUGCUGA
Aspergillus puulaauensis is the source of this 954-nucleotide messenger RNA. RefSeq names its product DUF3431 domain-containing protein. The transcript is spliced from 3 exons. The coding region runs from base 1 to 954 and encodes 317 amino acids. The record is from RefSeq and is a predicted model, not a curated record. NCBI's taxonomy places the organism in Eukaryota, Fungi, Ascomycota, Eurotiomycetes, Eurotiales, Aspergillaceae.